CCACGGCGGCCUCUCGCUCGCCCCCACGCAGGGCUCGGCGCAGCGGGUUCGGCGCUGGCUGCGCCGCCGCCGGGUGAUUCAUCCCGCUCCAGCCCUCCCCGCGCCAGCAGCCGCCAAAAAUAGCGAUGCAGGGGGGGGGGAAAGCCUCCAAAUAACCUCCGCUGCCUCCCCCCCUUCCCCGCGCUACGCCAGCGGCGGGCCGGGAUGGCAGCCACCGGCCCAUGGCCCCGACACCUACAUCAGCCCGGCAGCAUCUGGGACCUGGACCCAUCGCCGGGGGAUACCCAGCUCCGGUCGCUAUGUGAGCGGGUGACGCUCCCGGCCCGGCCCCAGCCCCGGCCAUCGCCGCUGCCGUAGGCGCCGCCAUGCCCAGCCCCGUGCGCCGGCCGCCCGGCGCCGCCGCUCUGCCCAUGCUGCCCGCGGACGGGACGGCGCUGCUGCGGGCCGUGGCCCAGGGCAAGUUCCGCCUCACGCGGCUCUUGCUGGAAGGAGGAGCCUACAUCAACGAGGGCAACGCCGCGGGGCAGACGCCGCUGAUGGCCGCUUGCCGCGCCGGCUACGCCGACCCCCUGGAGCAGCCGCGGAUGGUGCGGUACCUGCUGGAGAACGGCGCCGACCCCAACAUCCCCGACAAGACGGGGAUGACGGCGCUGAUGCACGCCUGUGCCGAGCGCGCCGGCCCGGCCGUGGCCACGGUGCUGUUGGCUCACGGCGCCGACCCCAGCGCCCGCGACUACGCCGGAGCCUCCGCUUUGGUUUACGCCAUUAACCGCGGGGACCGGGAGACGCUGCAGGUGCUGCUGGAUGCGUGCAAGGCUCGGGGGAAGGAGGUGAUCAUCAUCACCACAGACACCUCCCCGUCGGGCACCAAGACCACGCGGCAGUACCUCAACUCGCCGCCGUCGCCGGGGCUGGAGGAGAAGCGCUCUCCGGCGCUGUGCAUGUCCCCGUCCGACAUCGAGCUGCGCACGGCCGCGUCCCCGGCGGGCAGCGAGAAGGAGGAGGAGAGGGACGUGUUCUGCUUCCCCCCCCCGCCGCCGCCGCCCCCGGCACCGGGCACCCCCAGCGCGGAGCCCCCGCGCUCCCGAGGGCGGCCGCUGAAGCGCCUCAACUCCGAGCCCUGGGGGCUGGCGGCGCCGGGCCCGGAGGGGACGCGGGCCCCCCCCGAGCGCCUGGUGGCGGGGCUGGAGGGGCUGAGCCUGGGCGGGCGCCCGCGGCGCCACAGCGUGGAGGGCCGGGAGGCGGCGGGGAUGGCGGGGCCCGCCUGGGCCGAGCGGGUGCCCCCCGCCUGCCCGCAGCCGCUGCCGCGCCGCAACACGGCCCCGGAGGCGGCGCCGUGGCUCAAACCGCUCCGCUUCGAGGCGGAGGGGGCCCCGUGGGGCGCUUCCCCGCCGCUGCCCGGAGCCGAGUCCCCCCCGCACGGCCCCCGCCGCCGCCCCCCGGGGCUGCUGGAGCGCCGCGGCUCCGGGACGCUGCUGCUGGAGCCGCUGGGCUCGGGCAGGGCCGGGUUCCUGCCGCCGCUGCCGGCCGGGCCCCGCGGGCCCCCCGGGCGCAGGCUGCUGCGGCGGCACUCGAUGCAGACCGAGGAGAUGCGGCUCCUGGCCGGCUUCCAGAGCAGCCCGGCCCCGGAGCCGGGCACUUAGAGCCGCCCCCGUCCGGUCCCGUCCCGUCCCGCGGCAGGCGGGGCCGUGUUCACUCUGAACCCUACCGAUGGCUUCGGCCGCGCUGCUGCUGUGGGCAUUUUGCACGACCCCAAAGCCGCUGAGGAGCCCGUGUCCGGCUCCUCCCCCCGCCCCGCAUCUUCCUCCCGCUCCCUCCUCAUCCACCCGCUCCUCCUCCCCGCUGGGUGCCAGUGCUGGGGGCCAGGGGGGGUCACGCUGUCGGUGUCCUGGUCAAUAAAGGCCCGAGCACAGCUCA
Messenger RNA from Neopsephotus bourkii (Bourke's parrot), 1917 nucleotides. It is a transcript of the gene ANKRD34A, whose product is annotated as ankyrin repeat domain 34A. Gene Ontology annotation, molecular function: protein binding. The transcript is spliced from 2 exons. NCBI's taxonomy places the organism in Eukaryota, Metazoa, Chordata, Aves, Psittaciformes, Psittacidae. The record is from RefSeq and is a predicted model, not a curated record. Bases 366 to 1643 code for a protein of 425 amino acids.